UUUAUCGAUGUGAAUUGUGUUUAAACAUGUUUUUCAACUAGAAAAUGAUCCUUCCCAUCGUUUCAAGAUAUUUUCCUCGCGUUUUAUUUAUGGACUGAUGAAUUAUUAACAAAAAAGUGUUUGUCCGCGUUCACGUUCACGGGAACUCUAAACCUACUUUAAUGUGACAUCAGCCUUAGUUUGAUACUGGGAUUGAAACUGAACAAAAACGAAUUCGCUAUUAGCGUCGAUGCUAAUGGCGCGUUUACAUCAGAGAUAUCUACAGCUAUUCACUAGAAAAUAGAUGUAAACGGGUGAAAACAUAUAUGAUACGCUUCUUCGAGAAUCUGAUAUGAACCCAGAGAAUGAUGAUAUCGAUGAAGAGAUUCGCACUCUUAUUUCGGAGUCGAUCGAUCUUGCCAAUGAGCUGAUUGCAGUCACUGUUCAGGAGGAACUAGGAAAAACCAAACUGUCCGUGCUCAAAGAACUGGAAAACGAAGUGGAAAACUAUGGUCGUCAGAUUGCUAACUACACGAAUCGUUUGCAGCGCCUGGAACUAUUGGAACAGGGAGUACUACAUCGACUGAAUCAAUGCUGUGCAUUUACGAAAGAAUUCGAUCUGGUGAUUGAUUCCUUUCAAGCGAAGGUCGCGCAAUUGGACGAACUGCUUGAGAAGAGUAUAACAUUCGAGUGUUCCAAGUUGCUAGCGAAAGAAGUGUUUCAAAAGCUGUAUGGAUAUAAAGAGGAACUGAAUCAAUUGGAGAUACAAAUUGGACAAACCGUAGCUUUGAUCAACGAAGAAGAGAAUCGAGAAGUAGUGCAAACUUUGAGUCAUCUGAAGCGGAAAACUUCUAAGGUCAAACAGGACAUGGAAAACCUGAAAGGAUUGAAUAGUAUGCAUAAGCAAACUGUGGUAGGCUUCUCGAACAAGAUUUAUUACGAUGUUGCGUGAAAGGUAAAACAAUUCGUUCUAAUAUUGGCUUUGGUAUUUAUUUCCAACAAUGUGUUAAUAAAAAAGUAUAUUUGAUUUAAUGGAUUAA
Molecule: messenger RNA, 1019 nt
Organism: Toxorhynchites rutilus septentrionalis
Lineage: Eukaryota; Metazoa; Arthropoda; Insecta; Diptera; Culicidae
Exons: 2
Coding region: 332-931 (199 amino acids)
Source: RefSeq, a predicted model, not a curated record